This is a messenger RNA of Lycium ferocissimum, 1274 nucleotides long. RefSeq names its product probable RNA methyltransferase At5g51130. NCBI's taxonomy places the organism in Eukaryota, Viridiplantae, Streptophyta, Magnoliopsida, Solanales, Solanaceae. The transcript has 8 exons. Gene Ontology annotation, molecular function: snRNA binding; RNA methyltransferase activity; S-adenosylmethionine-dependent methyltransferase activity. Bases 110 to 970 code for a protein of 286 amino acids. Gene Ontology annotation, biological process: snRNA modification. The record is from RefSeq and is a predicted model, not a curated record.
AAUACAAAAAGGGCAAAAAAAAAAAAAGCGACCAAAAUCCUUAAAACAUAAAACCCUAAACCCCAAACCAGAUUGAGUGCUUAAACCCUUGAUAUGCCAUUGCUUUUCAAUGAAGCAGCAUCAACAGAACAAAGGUAAUCUGGUGACGACGACGACUACCCAGAAGAAAAAAAGAAAAGAAGUAGCUGUGUUUGGUAAUUAUAGAAAUUACUAUGGCUAUAGAAUAGGUCAGGAUUCGGAGGAAGAUCCAAGGUUAAAAGCUAUGAAGAAGGAAUGGUUUGAAGGCAAGGAUUGUCUUGACAUUGGGUGUAACAGUGGAGUGAUAACAAUCGCCAUUGCGCAAAAGUUUAGUUGCCGAAGCAUCCUUGGAAUUGAUAUUGAUGAUGCAAGAAUUCAGGAUGCCUAUUGGACUCUCAGGAAAACAGUGAAGAGUACUAAAGCAGCGCCUGCAGGGGUUGCCAAAUUGGAAGAAUCUAAGAAUUUAAAUGGUAUUAAAAACUAUGUGGAAGAAUCACCUAAGAAAAAGGCAAGGACUGAUUGUACAGAAUCUCAUCAUUUGCAAGAGGCAGACUUGUUUGACAUAGUCUCUUUCAAGAAGGGGAAUUUUGUUCAGAAUUGGCAUCCAGGGGAAAAUACAUCUUAUGAUACAAUUACUUGUUUAAGCGUGUCAAAGUGGGUGCAUUUAAACUGGGGUGAUGAGGGACUAAUAACUUUAUUUUCGAAAGUCUGGAGGCUUCUUUCACCGGGUGGUGUCUUUAUUUUGGAGCCUCAGCCUUGGAGUUCAUACUACAAUAAUCGUCUUGUAUCUGAGACAACAAAAGUUAAUUAUCAAGAGAUUAAGAUCCGUCCCGAAGAUUUUCAAGAUAUACUUUUGGACAAGAUUGGAUUUAGAAUGGUAGAGGACAUAACGUCUAGUGCAUCUGGUCGCAAAGCUGGGUUUAACAGGCCUAUUUUUGCAUUCUGGAAGUGAUGCAUUAAGUUUAUGAAAUUGCUUUUUUUUGUCUGAAGUGUUGUAUAUAUACUACGGCUGAUGAUUUAUUUCACCUUACUGAUAAUUGAAUGUACAUUUUUGCCUAACUGAUAAUUGCAUGCAUUGAUAGUUUGUAGUCAAAAUUUUGAAACAAUUGGUCGUCAAAUAUAGGUAGUUGUAACUACUUAUGAAUGUUCAUACAUUAAAUUAAGUCUAUCCAGGGUAAGUGACGAAUUAGAGAGACAAAUUGGCAUGUACUGGAAUCAUAUGGUUGGCUUAUCAAGGGUGGAAUUAGUUUUUUACA